AUGUGGCAUCUUUUGCUGCUCGUUGCCGGAGCACAGGCCUAUUUUAAUGAAAGUUGCAACGCUCUUCACUUGGCGGAAGUGUGUGAAGAUGGGUGUAACACCGAUCUAAACAUUUGUAUUGCCGGAGCGGGCGGUAAUUACGACAAAAUUCAUGAAUGCCUGCGUAUACACGAAAAUUGCUUUCAAAGCUGCCCUUGUCACGCCGUUUGUCCUUGGGGUUGUCCCUGCUAUGCGAAUGGUGGAAAUUGGGAGUGUGAAAAUACAUGCACUGAUCUAUACCACGAUGAAGCAGUUUUGUGUACAAAAUUGUGCAAUGAAAAAGCUUGCGAAUGUUUUAACGACUGCCCAAUCUUCGACUAUCCUUGCUCCGAAAAAUGUGGAUUAGCGCUUGUAAGAUGUCAUCAAAGCUGUCCCUGUGGCGCUCUCUGUCCAUGGGGAUGUCCCUGUCCGAACUUUUGCAAUGAAGCUACCAACCAGACUGCAUUGAUCUUCACACACAAAAGUUACAACGGGGAGCUUGAGUCAGAUCCUUUCUUGCUCAAAUGGAUCGGCGUCGAGCAAAUCGAUGAUGAUAAUUGGCUUCAUACUGAACCAAUUGUCUCAGAAUUUUCUGAUUUCGCCACUUAUCCUACCGAGGAGUUCCACUCGGAGUGCUUUGCUGUCUACAAAGGCCAGCAAUUCGUUUUUGGGGGCGAAAAUAACGAAGUUUACACUAUUGGAGACUGUGGUCUUCGCGUAAGAACUGGACAAGAACUUCCUCGUAUCAAAGGAGAAGAUGGAGUCGAUAAACCCGAAAAUAAGCAAAUCUGGCGAGGACAUAGCUGUACUGGAGUCAACUUCGACAUUGGAACUGAUGUUCUCGUUUUAUGCUCGCCAAGAGAACAAGGAAAUAUGUGCUAUAUUGGAAACUGGGACCCCGCCACAGAGGCUUUCAUCAGAUGGGAACGUCUUGACGAAUAUUCAACUGAAGGACACGCAGAUGGUGCUAUCGUUACGUGGAGAAACAGGGCGGUUCUUAUUGGUGGUCAGCAGAUGAAGAACCAAGAUACAUCCCCGAAUGCCGAAUCUGAAUUCUUUGUUCCAGAUCUCAGUCAGGAGGAUAGAUGGGAGCAUCUUCCCGAUCUUCCCUUCCGAGUUAUACACCACUCAGCAGUCGCUUACGAUAGAUGGAUCUGGGUCUUUGGAGGAUUACGGGAAAUUAUUGGCGGUGAAACUAUCAGCGAUCGAGCUGUUAUGAGAUUCGAGGAAGGCCUCGAGGGACAAAACUACGCCUGGGAGGUUGAAGGUCUUUUGAGAACACCAAGAGUGUAUCAUACAACUAUCUGGCAGGACGAACGCCAUCUCUUGAUCGUUGGAGGUCGAGAAUAUCACAAUGAACCAAAUUCUAAUCUUCCCUUUGAACAAUGGAUAAACGUUGGAGAAAAAUUGGGAGCCAAUGGCCAGUAUCUCAGACCAAACUUCAUCGAAGAAGAAUCAAAACAAACAAGACGUGGUCUCGAUAACCCAGUUGUUUUCAUGAUGAGAAAUAAUUACGGCGAGCAAUGUCCUGAAUUCCUUGUCUAA
Oikopleura dioica is the source of this 1563-nucleotide messenger RNA. The record is from the annotation of a GenBank genome assembly. NCBI's taxonomy places the organism in Eukaryota, Metazoa, Chordata, Appendicularia, Copelata, Oikopleuridae.